CCUCAGUUCGGAGCGCGAGCCAAUCAUCUAGCCAGCUUCUCCUCUGAUCACGAGCUGGAUUUACAAUUCCGAGCAGCUGCUUUAAAAAAUAACUUGGAGCGAACGAAACGGUCGCCAUGGGGCAACACGGCGCCAAGACUGUCGUGUUCCUUAUUAGUUUUAAGGUGAGGAUGAAGCAAGCAAGGUGAACAUUCGCGCUAGACAAAAAAAACUGAACUACAAGACAGAAAUGAGUUUGAGGUGCUGAGAAGAUGUUGAGACGGACUCUAUCUCGAUCUGGAGAGAGGAAUGAGGGACGCGCUGAUCAACCACAGGCGACACAGAUUCAUGGCUCAACUGUUCCCAACUUCUGUUAUAAGGCAGCUGGAAUGACUCGCUUUUUACAAGUAUGGGAAAUACCAGUACAACGAAAAGAUACAAUAUAUUCAAAUAUAUAGGCUACCCUUUUACUUCAAUAGGCGCGGUCCGUUCUGAAGUUUUUCUAUUUACUUCCUCAGGUUCCGUGAAUAACUUUACUAACCAAACCUCGGAGAACAAGUUGUUCCGGGAUGCCAGAAAAUAUCGCCUUUCUGACGAACAGCACAGAAUUGGGGCACGUCGGUCGCGCGUUGGGUUCGAGCGCGCGUCCCGCCUGGGCAAUAGCGGUGCUGGCCAGCGUGCUGAUCUUCACCACUGUGGUGGAUGUUUUGGGUAACCUGUUAGUCAUCAUUUCGGUGUUCAGAAAUCGGAAACUGAGAAAUGCUGGCAACGUGUUUGUUGUCAGUCUGGCCUUCGCUGACCUGGUGGUUGCUUUCUAUCCGUACCCGCUGGUGUUGUACGCGAUCUUCCACGACGGCUGGGCUCUGGGGGACACCCAGUGUAAAGUCAGCGGCUUCCUAAUGGGCCUGAGCGUGAUCGGCUCCGUUUUCAACAUCACCGGCAUCGCCAUCAACCGGUACUGCUACAUCUGUCACAGUUUUGCCUACGGGCGUCUCUACAGCUACCGGAACACGCUGCUGUUGGUGGCCCUGAUCUGGGCGCUCACUGUGCUGGCCAUUCUUCCCAACUUCUUCGUGGGGUCGCUGAGUUACGACCCCCGCGUUUACUCCUGCACCUUCACGCAGACUGCCAGCAGCUCCUACACUGUGGUCGUGGUGGUGGUUCACUUCCUGGUGCCCAUCGGCGUGGUGACCUUCUGCUACCUGAGGAUUUGGGUUCUGGUGAUACAGGUGAGGCGGAAGGUGAAGAGCGAGGAACGCUCCAGGGUGAGGCCCAGCGACCUGCGCAACUUCGUCACCAUGUUCGUGGUGUUCGUUUUGUUCGCGAUCUGCUGGGCUCCGCUCAAUCUCAUCGGACUGGUGGUGGCCAUCGACCCAGAGGUCAUGGCUCCGCGUGUUCCAGAGUGGCUCUUUGUGGUCAGCUACUUUAUGGCCUAUUUCAACAGUUGCCUCAACGCCAUCAUUUACGGACUCCUCAAUCGGAACUUCCGAAAGGAGUAUGUGCGGAUCAUGACGUCGCUGUGGAUUCCUCGGAGGUUUGUGACUGAGACCUCCAGGGCCGCCACAGAUGGGAUAAGGAGCAAACCCUCGCCGGCCAUCAAUAACAACGAGUGACUUUUGUUUUCAGCCAAUCACUGUUCAAAGAAAAA
Molecule: messenger RNA, 1627 nt
Organism: Rhinichthys klamathensis goyatoka
Lineage: Eukaryota; Metazoa; Chordata; Actinopteri; Cypriniformes; Leuciscidae
Gene: mtnr1bb
Product: melatonin receptor 1Bb
Exons: 2
Coding region: 549-1592 (347 amino acids)
Biological process (GO): G protein-coupled receptor signaling pathway
Cellular component (GO): membrane
Molecular function (GO): melatonin receptor activity
Source: RefSeq, a predicted model, not a curated record